AUGUCAAGUUCUGUAUAUUAUCUAUCAAUUGUUCAACAAAUUUUAACACGAUAUGGUAUGAGUAGCUAUGUUGCAUUUGGAAAUCUUGGUAAUUUAUUAACAAUAGCUGUUUUUUGUCAAAGUGAACAACGUAAAAAUCCUUGUUCAUAUUAUUUAUUAUCAAUGACAAUAUGUAAUUUAAUUUGUCUUAAUGUUGGAAUUCUUCCAAUAAUAUAUUCAUUAGAUCAUAUUGAUAUAAGUAGUAAAUAUCAAAUUGUUUGUAAAAUUCAAUUUUAUAUUCGACAUGCUUUUUUUCAAAUAAUGCGUACAUAUAAAGUUCUUGCAUGUAUUGAUCGUUAUGCUAUUUGUAGUAUUAAUGUUCGCAUUCGUUCAUUUAGCAAACGUAAAGUGGCUAUUUAUUUAAUAAUAGGUUGUGCUUUAUUUUGGUUAACAGCAGUUAUAUUUUUUGGUUGGGCCCGAACAAUUGAAAAUGGUUCAUGUAAUAUAUAUAAUGAUAUUUAUUCAAUGAUUUAUACAAUUUAUUAUAUGAUAACUGCUGGAAUUCUUCCUCCAACAUUAAUAAUAAUAUUUACUCUAUUAGCUAUGAAAAGUUUAAAACAAUUACGAAGUCGUGUUCAACCAAUAAGAGAAGAUCGAGAAAAUAAACAAUCAAUUAAUAUAGUUCAAAAACGUGAUAGAGAUUUAAUAAAUAUGGUUUUUAUUGAAGUUAUGUUUUAUGUUAUGAGCACAAUGCCAUUUUCAAUUUAUCUUAUUUAUAAAAUGGUGACAGAUGAUUUAAUAAAAAGUCGAGAACGAAAACAAAUUGAAUCAUUUAUUAAUUAUAUUCUACAAUCAUUUAUUAUGUAUUUAAAUACAGCUUUACCAUUUUAUAUUUAUAUUUCAACAUCAUCUUCAUUUAGACGAGAAUUGAAAAGAAUUUUUAUUAAAUUUUAUGCUUUUAUUAUGAGAAAAAAAAUAAGAUAUGAAAAUAAUAAUUCUACUCGAACAAUGAUUAUAUGUUAG
Molecule: messenger RNA, 1002 nt
Organism: Rotaria sp. Silwood1
Lineage: Eukaryota; Metazoa; Rotifera; Eurotatoria; Philodinida; Philodinidae
Source: the annotation of a GenBank genome assembly